Pseudoliparis swirei is the source of this 6367-nucleotide messenger RNA. RefSeq names its product anoctamin 3 (gene ano3). NCBI's taxonomy places the organism in Eukaryota, Metazoa, Chordata, Actinopteri, Perciformes, Liparidae. Gene Ontology annotation, cellular component: plasma membrane. Gene Ontology annotation, molecular function: chloride channel activity; protein dimerization activity. The record is from RefSeq and is a predicted model, not a curated record. The transcript has 24 exons. The coding region runs from base 205 to 3399 and encodes 1064 amino acids. Gene Ontology annotation, biological process: chloride transmembrane transport.
GUAUGAGUGCAGUAACACGAGAUUGCUGAGCAGGGAGCUGGACGACUGCGCUCCCCUACGUACGAGACAUUUUAAUUUCCUCUCUGAUAACUUGAGAAACUAGUAUCAUGGUGUGAGUUUAUGAACGAAUGCCCUUCAAAAUAAAAGCAACAAUGAAGAUACUUUAAUAAUAUGGUAUUAACAUUGUAGACUCAACCUUUGUACAUGUGGUGUGUGUGUGUGCGUGUGUGUGUGUGUGUGUGUUUUGCAGGAUCAUGUCACCAGGACACCUGUAUGUUCCUGCCUCUGCUGGACAGGCGCGCUCCGGUCAAUCCCACCACCAUCAGCCACUCGGUGUCCUGGAGCUCCUCUCUGGCCAACAGCUUCCCGUCUGGAGACCUGGAGACGGACAGCGACCAGCUCUCCGGCAUGCACACCAGCAUCAGCGAGAUCCUGAAGGAGAAGAGCCUGAAGCCGUCUCGCCGCAGCCUGCCCUGUCUGGCCCAGAGUCAGACUCAUCCGAUCAACCUCAACCACUGCCUGUCUGUGCCUCUGAGCCCGGAGCUCAAACCAGAAGCUGAGGCUCUGAGUCAGAGCCUCAGCACUUCCUGCAGCCUCCUGCCCCCGCAGACAGAUGAGGGAAAGGAUCAGUACGAGGAGGAGUCAGAGGUGACGACGUGUGAAACGAGGGCAGACAAGUCCUUCCUGCUCCAAAAGCCUGUCACCCGGGUUAAACUAGAGGCCCGUGCUGAUUCACGUAAGGGAAAGAAUCGAGCUCGGCACUCUGGGCUGUUGUUCCGAGAUGGGAAAAAGCACGUUGACUACAUUCUGGUUUACAAGAAGUCCAGUCUCCAGGUGGAAAAGAGGUGCACCUUCGAGAAGAAUCUCCGUGGUGAGGGUCUAAUGCUGGAGAAGGAGCCCUCGUUGACGAACAACGACAUCAUGUUUGUGAAGGUCCACGCUCCUUGGGAUACGCUUUGUAAAUAUGCAGAGCAGAUGAACAUCCGAAUGCCUUUCAGGAAAAAAUGUUACUUUACGGACUGGAAGAGCAAAACCUUGGGGAGCAGAUUUCUUCUGAGAUGUCGUCAGAUAAAAAGCUGGCUUCCCAGAAAUCCCAUGAAGUUGGACAAAGAGGCCUUGCCUGACCUGCAGGAGAGCAACUGCUACACAGCCCCCUUCAGCAGAGCUCGCAUCCAUCACUUCACAAUCAACAAUAGAGGGACCUUCUUUUCCAAUUCCACCAGAAGCAGAAUAGUUCAUCAUGUGCUGCAGCGCACCAAGUAUGAGGAUGGAAAAUUAAAGAUGGGUAUCACCCGGUUAUUGGGCAACAACACAUAUGAGGCUGCAUUUCCUCCUCAUGAGGGUGGUUACGAGAGCAGACACCCAAUCAAGACGCACGGUGCCCAGAACCACAGGCAUCUUCUGUAUGAGCGCUGGGCCCGCUGGGGAAUCUGGUACAAAUACCAGCCUCUAGACCUCAUCAGGCGCUACUUUGGGGAGAAAAUUGGUCUUUACUUUGCAUGGUUGGGCUGGUACACCGGCAUGCUGAUCCCUGCCGCCCUGGUCGGUGUUUUUGUCUUCCUCUAUGGUCUCUUCACGAUGGACUCCAGCCAAGUCAGUAAAGAGAUUUGUGAAGCCGAAAACACCACCAUGUGUCCUAUGUGUGAGGAGGAUACCUGUGAUUCGUGGAACCUCAGUGACAGUUGUGUCUACGCAAAGGUGACCCAUCUGUUUGACAAUGGCGGCACUGUGUUCUUUGCCAUCUUCAUGGCUAUUUGGGCCACCGUAUUCCUGGAGUUCUGGAAAAGGAGGAGGGCAGAACUGACUUAUGACUGGGAUCUCAUCGAUUGGGAGGAGGAGGAGGAGGAGUUGAGGCCUCAGUUUGAAGCCAAGUACUCCAGGGUGGAGAGAGUUAACCCCAUCUCUGGAAAGCCCGAGCCUUUCCAGCCUCUCUCAGAUAAGCUCAGCCGGCUCUUGGUUUCUGUGUCUGGAAUUUUCUUCAUGAUUUCCCUCGUUCUCACAGCAGUGUUUGCCGUGGUGGUUUUCCGUCUCAUCGCGAUGGAGAAGUUUUCUUCCUUCGACUGGAAAUUUCUCAAAAAGAACUGGCAGUUUGCGACUUCUGGCACCGGCGUCUGUAUCAACUUUAUGAUCAUCAUGUCUCUCAACGUGGUGUAUGAAAAGGUGGCCUAUCUGCUGACAAAUUUAGGUGAGCCUUGCCCACAUGCUGCAGGUGUCUAUACAUUCAUUAUCUCUUGCCUCCCAAGCAGGAUUUUCUCCAUGUCCACCCCAAACGACCUCUGUUUCCCCGCCCCCCCCCUCUCAGAGCACCCACGGACAGACUCUGAGUGGGAGAACAGCUUUUCUCUGAAGAUGUUCCUGUUCCAGUUUGUAAAUUUGAACAGCUCCACAUUUUACAUCGCUUUCUUUCUUGGAAGGUUUGCUGGAAGGCCUGGAAAAUACAAUAAACUCUUUAAUCGAUGGAGACUGGAGGAGUGUAACCCGAGUGGCUGUUUGAUUGACCUCUGCCUGCAAAUGGGAGUCAUCAUGUUCUUCAAACAAAUAUGGAACAACUUCAUGGAACUCGGUUAUCCUUUGCUGCAGAACUGGUGGUCUCGUAGGAAGAUGAAAAAAAGAGGUGGUGGAGAGCCGAAUGUGGAGAGUAAAGCUCAGCUUCAACAGUGGGACGAAGACUGGAAUCUGCAGCCCAUGAACGCCCAUGGACUGGUGGACGAGUACCUUGAAAUGGUGCUCCAGUUUGGCUUCACGACCAUCUUUGUGGCGGCGUUCCCGCUGGCUCCUCUCCUGGCGCUCCUCAACAACAUUAUUGAGAUUCGUCUCGACGCCUACAAGUUUGUCACUCAGUGGAGGAGACCCAUGCCUGCCCGAGCCACUGACAUAGGUAUCUGGCAUGGGAUUCUUGAAGGUAUUGGCGUGCUGGCAGUGAUCACCAAUGCCUUCGUCAUCGCCAUCACCUCAGACUACAUCCCCCGCUUUGUUUUCGCCUUCAAAUACGGCCCGUGUGUUGGCAAGGGACGCCACUAUGAGGAUGAAUGUUUGCGAGGUUACGUGAACAGCAGCCUGUCUGUGUUUGAGAUGAGGAAGAAGAACAGCAGCCAGUCCACCUUCUGCAGGUACAGAGACUACAGAGCGCCGCCCUGGGGCCCAGAGCCCUACAAAUUCACCCUGCAGUUCUGGCACGUCUUGGCUGCCAGGCUGGCCUUCAUCAUCGUCUUUGAGCACCUGGUGUACGGGAUCAAGUCCUUCAUCGCGUACCUCAUUCCGGACAUACCCAAGGAUCUCUGUGAUCGUAUGAGGAGGGAAAAGUACCUGAUGCAGGAGAUGAUGUACGAGGCAGAACUGGAUCACCUGCAGAAGGAGAAGAAGAAGAACGGACGGCAUUAUCACCACGAGUGGCCUUAGCGUUUCCGCCACGUCUCCACCUCCAUGCGGCACAACCUCCCCCUGCCUGCUUCUUCAUGUAUUUUAGCUUUGAGACUCUGGCUUCACUCGGCUGAUUCUGUACACCAAAGACACUCUCUUCUGGAAACCAGACCCCCCCCCCCAAAAAAACCUGCCUGGCGUCAGCCUCGGAACCUGACCACUCCCUCGCCAUCUGUUUCGCGUCCCGCAUUGGCGCCGCUCCUGGUUUCAUGCUCUGCCCCGCCCCCGACGCCUCACCUGGCUUCAUCCAGCAGGUCGCCCUCGGGUCAGUACUGUUCCAUGGGGAGGGGGGGGGAAUCCUGUGCAAGUGUAAUGUUUACUAUGCAGAUCAAGGGCUGCAGUUCACCACUGUUCACUCUUGGCACCCAUCCUGCCCUCUCUCUCUCUCUCUCUCUCUCUGUGGGAGCUACAGCUGCAGCAUGGCCCUGGUUUUCUCACGUGAGCAUCAGCAGAGCCACCGUUCUGCCGGUCGUACUGCAUGUGACGGAGCUCCUGGCACCAAGCGGGUCACGUUGCAAAAGAGACUCUGGUGAUGUGGCUCCGAGAUACAAUGGACACUGUUCUCGCAAAGCGACUGUAUAUUGCCCUCGAUGCAUGCCGAUUCAUAUUUGCAGCAAGAAAAGAAAAAAAGAAAAAUAAUGACGACAUCAUUUAUUGUGGAGGCUGUGAACAUCCAUUCAGUGCGUUGGACAAAGACACCUCUAUGACAUUCUAUACAAUGCAUGUUAGUAUUGCUUUGUACCUUUUGAUAGACAAAGGCCCCGUCUCGAUGCCUGGUUCACGUGUGUCUGUACUCGCUGUGUGUUCGUCUCUGUCUGUGCUACUGCUGAGCUUGGCUCGUUUUGAGUUGAGGAAAUGUGAACUUCGUGAGAUUUCAUCGUGCCUACAGUUGUGCGCAUCGCAACGGUGUCACCAACAUCGCGUGUGCCUGUUUGUGCUGCACGUGCAACUUCAAGUGCAAGAAAUAUUCUCUCUCGUCGUCUUUUUGUGUGAUCUUCUGUAAACUCUCUGAACUCUCCGUUUGGGAUUUGUUUUGGAGGCGAGUCACACCGCACUACCUACUCGGGUCUCAGCCAAUGGCUCGGAUACACGGCAGACGUUGUAAUGCGACUCCCCUUCAUGAACAAUGUAUACAUUCGCAUGCAGGAGCCGCAAAUAUGCUCUUCCGUUGUGUGCUUGCGGGCUGGUUUUCAUUUGUUGUUGGAGGCCCUGACGCGUGGUUAGAGCUUGGAGGACUUCGACAUACCUGUGGCUUGGAUGUUCAGCUUGCAAAGAAACAUCCAUCCACUGCUCCUCAGGCAUAAAGAGCACCGACGUACUUCACAGGAAAUGAUGUUUGGUUGAAUGCACAGUCAUGACCUUUUAUUGUGGUAAGUCAUGUCAUGGAGCAGGAUGUGCUUGAGAAGGCGGGGAAAAGAGUCGGCACGAGCGACAUCUCCAUCUGUGAGGCUGAGUCAGAGGCCUCACCACUUCCUGUUGCAUUCGUGUUGAGAUGGAGAGCUGCUGAGUGAACAGCACUCAUGAGGUGGGUUGUGUUUUGUAGAUGAGUGGAGGUUUAGAUUACGUUGAUCAUAUGAGAGGAAAUACGAUUUUGUAUCCAAUAUCCAUGAGUUACAGCAAUCUAACAACUAAAGAUACAUUGCUAACCUGAAUGCAUUGCAGACCGCUGAAAAAAAUCAUUUUACAAAAAUUGCAUAUUUAUUUGUUUAUUUUGUUGUUCUUUGUAUGCAUUUUAUGAUGUAUGUGAUAUUUUUUAUACUUUUAAUGAUGUGCUACCAGUAUGAGUUCACCCGUUUUCUCCAUCAGAUAAACAAAGUAUACGUCCACAUUUCUCAGGUGUCCUCCGGAUGUUUUAUAUUUUAUAAGAUGCAAUCAAAGGUGUCCUGCUUUUUAAGAGAUAUAUUUUUGCACUGCAGUGCGUUUGCAUGACCAUGAUGCAGAAUCGCAGUUCAAAGCAUGUUUGAUUUUUCUUUGCGUAAUCACAGUCAGUGUAUUGGAGCAGAUCAGAAAGCACACAGUUCCGUAUGGAGACAUAUGAUGCAGGUUGUUGGUUCAGUAAUGAUGUGACCAGUGAAAAUCUAUGCAUGUUGUUAUCCUUGAGUUUUGAACAGACGUUAAUGUGCUGGUAUGUUUGUACGGUGGCGUGUGCAUGACCUAACGCCUGCUUCGAGCAGAGCUAACUUCUGUCAACUUGUUAACAGCGUCUUAAACAUAUCACCUCGUUUUUCAGUGUUUACCCUCUUCGAAAGUCCAAACAAGACAUGAUGCUCCUUGAUGUGACCGAAUUUUAAACUGUAAGAGUUUUUUCUCUAAAUUAGAGCUUGGACUCCAGACUGAUUGAUAUAAUCUGACCUGGACUGAAUUUCAUGGGGAGUCUGAUCAAACUGAAUAUGUGAAUCCUCCGAUUUGCCCUGUUUGAACACUUCAAAGGGAAUCAGAAUGGGAUAUGGGUCCUUAUGAAUUAAUAUGACCAUGGAUUUUUGACUUAACCAGCUACUAUUCUUUUCCCUGUUAUCUCUCUGAGAGCAAAGGUUCAUCCUCUCAUGAACACUAAUACUGCACAGUGCUGGAAAGGCUGCCUUCAUGCCUUCUGCUGUUGGCGAUAGCACAAUAUGGGAACUGCAUAAUAAGUAAUAAUGGCAUGACCUUGCACAUCUCUGAAAAUAUAGCAGUCUACGGGGGGAUUAAGCUUUCUGUUCUAUGCUACGCCUCGAAUACGAUUGUGCUUGAGCGAGUGAUGUACUUGACGUUGAAGCACAGUGACGUAAGACCUUAUAUUUAACUGUACAAUCGGGUUGUAUCAGUCGUGACAUGAAGUGUAUCAAUAACAUUGUUUACUUCGUUCCUGUUUACAUGUAAAAACAUCUUGAAAUGUGUAAAAAUAAUGUAACAUAAAAUAAUUUGGAUAUCACUUUUCUGUAAUAAACCAUGGAUUGUAUCUUUUAAA